Ostrinia nubilalis (European corn borer) is the source of this 4717-nucleotide messenger RNA. RefSeq names its product DNA polymerase alpha catalytic subunit (gene DNApol-alpha180). The transcript is spliced from 10 exons. The record is from RefSeq and is a predicted model, not a curated record. The coding region runs from base 103 to 4632 and encodes 1509 amino acids. Gene Ontology annotation, cellular component: alpha DNA polymerase:primase complex. Gene Ontology annotation, molecular function: chromatin binding; DNA-directed DNA polymerase activity; single-stranded DNA binding. Lineage: Eukaryota; Metazoa; Arthropoda; Insecta; Lepidoptera; Crambidae. Gene Ontology annotation, biological process: mitotic DNA replication initiation; lagging strand elongation; leading strand elongation.
UCAAACAAAAUGAUGUUUUGUGGUUGUUGACUUGUUGUUCGGAAUGAAAAAUACUGAAUAAGUGCAAAAUAUUGACUCAAAUAAUAGAUAUUUCACAUAAAUAUGGCAGAUUCUAUUGCUGGGCAAAGGGCCAAGCGGCAGAAAGUUGAUAAACAUGGUCGUAUGUCGGCGCUAGAAAAGCUAAAAGCUCUCAAAGGCAAGGGGACCAAACACAAAUAUGAUGUAGACGAAGUUGAGAACGUUUACGAAACUGUAGAUGAGAGGGAAUACACCGAGCGUGUCCUUCAGCGUCAAGAAGACGACUGGAUUGAAGACGAUGAUGGUACUGGCUAUGUCGAAGAUGGUCGAGAAAUAUUUGAUGAUGAUGAGAUUGAAGACACCUAUGUUGCGGUCAAUAAAGAGUCAGGACGGGGCCAGAAGAGAAAAGCCAAGUUAGCAGCCCCGUCUGGUGCCAAGGGCAAUAUAAGGAACCUGUUAGGAGCUAUGCCAGCUAAAAAGAAAGAGGAGGUUAAAAUAUCAGAUGAUAACAUUUUGUCAGACAUCAUGUCUGAUUUAGAUGGUACCGCACCAACUAUCAAACCAAAGCCCCUGGUGCCUACCAAAACCAAUACACUCACAUCUAGCAAGAAAGAAGCACAAAAUUACUUCAAGAGCCUGUCCUCUUCUGUAAAGAAACCCACAGCAGUCACAAGUACUAGUACUAGCAAGGAUAGUGCACCAGUUGUCAAGUCUGAAGAAGUUGCUACAAGUUCCAAAGAAGACAGUAAACCAUUAACUGACAAUAAAAUCACCACUGACAUACCAAAACUAACUGAAGAUAAACCUGCACCAAAGAAACCUGCAUGGAAAAUAGACAAAGAGAUCAAGCAGGAAAUAGAGGAUUCUGCUACACAACACAUAGAGGAGUUCACAUCCCAAGACAUUGAUUUUGAUGAUGACUUCAGCAAUGAUGCUCCAGCUGUAAAAGCCCCAGAGGUCAAAGAAGAAGCGCCUUCUGCUUCUGGCGCAACCAUCAAUGAUGUAGCUGAUGAGUUCUUGAAUGAAGAUUUUGAUAUAUUCCCAGCACCAAAGAAAGAGUCUCCUAAAGAACUCAAACCUUUAUCCAGUACUUGGUCAGAACAGAUGAAUGAGAAUCAAGCCUCAGCUUCAAUCCAAACUGAUGGUCAACUGCCACUACAGACCAAUGAGAAUGGAGAUAAGGUUCUGAGGUUCUACUGGCUGGAUGCUUGGGAGGACCGCUUUGUGAAACCAGGAGUGGUGUACCUGUUUGGCAAAGUAUAUGUGAAUCCUUCCAACAAAAAGGAAGGGUGUCUUUCAUGCUGUGUUGUGGUGAAGAAUGUCAAUAGACAGCUGUUUUUGCUGCCAAGGGAAUAUAAAUUGGAUCCAAUUACGCUGGAUGCAACAGAUCAAGAAGUGACGAUGAUGGAUGUGUAUGAAGAGUUCAACAGUAGUGUGGCCAGUGAGCUGGGCCUAAAGGAGUUUAAAUCCAGGAAAGUCACUAAAAACUAUUCCUUCAACUUGCCGGACAUACCAGCUCAAUCUGAUUAUUUGGAAGUCAGAUAUUCUGCUUCAAUAGGACCACCACCAACAGGCAAAAAGUAUCUUACAUUUUCCCACAUAUUUGGCGGGAACACAUCAUCCUUAGAGACUUUCCUGCUUGAAAGGAAGAUCAAAGGCCCGUGCUGGUUGGAAAUCAAGCAGCCCGACAAUGUUAUGGCUAAAGUGUCCUGGUGCAAGCUGGAGGCGGCGUGUGAGAAGAUGGAACACAUCUCAGUCCUCAGAAGCGACACUAAUCUGGAACCGCCUCCUGUUGUGGUGGCCACGUUGAACAUGAGAACUACAACAGACCCCAAGACUAGGAAGACAAAAAUAUUGAUGCUGAGUUGUUUAGUACACAACAACUUCCCAAUCCAUAAGCCACCACCAAAUCCUCCUUUCCAGCAACACUUCUGCAUUAUGACAAAAUGCAAUGAAAUCUGGCCUCUUGACUUGAAACAAACUCUCGCGCAAUACAAAGCCACCAAACUAACCAAAUGCGACACAGAAAGAGAGCUGCUGAAUUACUUCAUGGUACAGUUCUGGAAAUUGGACCCUGACUUAGUAAUUGGACACGAUUUGCAAGGAUUCCAACAGGAUUUACUUAUAGGCAAUAUCUUGGACCUUCAUAUCCCCAACUGGUCGCGGUUAGGUCGCCUCAAGAGAUCAGUUGCUCCACAAAGAAAAUACGCUGCAAAAGACGCUUUUCUAGGAAGACUUGUAUGCGAUAUUAAACUGUCAGCAAUGGAGCUUAUUAGGGCAAGAAGUUUCGAUCUGGAAACUUUAUGUACAGAUGUGCUGAAAAUGAAAGAGGGUGAACGCGUCGACGUAGCGUUGGAAGACCUGCCCCGUUACUACGAAAACAGCAGAGACUUGCUUCAACUCGUCUCCUUAAGCAUGCAAGACGCAUCUUACAUACUCAAAAUAAUGUGUGAACUAAACGUGAUACCUUUGGCUCUUCAAAUAACACAAAUCGCGGGUAACGUAAUGUCUCGAACUUUAAUGGGAGGGCGAUCAGAAAGAAAUGAAUUCUUGUUACUCCAUGCCUUCACGGAGAAAAGUUAUAUCGUCCCCGAUAAAGUUUAUGGGAGAAAGCAGGUGGAUGCCGAUGAUGACGACGAAAAAGACGAGGCGACUGCAAAUAAUGUUUCAAAGAAACAGGGAAAGAAGAAAGCAGCUUACUCUGGAGGUUUAGUUUUGGAUCCAAAGAAAGGCUUCUAUGAUAAAUUAAUAUUACUUAUGGAUUUCAACUCAUUGUAUCCUAGCAUUAUUCAAGAGUAUAAUAUCUGCUUCACAACUAUCAAGAGAAAAAGUACCACGGCCUCUGAUGAUGACGUAGCUAAUUUGGUUCUACCUGGUUCUGGUACUGAAUUUGGUGUAUUGCCUACUCAAAUUAGGAAACUAGUCGAGAGUCGUAGAGAGGUCAAGAAAUUGAUGAAGUCGCCGGAUCUGCCGCCAGAGCAGUACAUGCAGUACAACAUACGGCAAAUGGCUCUAAAACUAACCGCCAACUCUAUGUACGGUUGUCUCGGUUUCACACAUUCAAGAUUCUAUGCCAAGCCCCUUGCUGCAUUGGUCACGAUGAAGGGCAGAGAAAUUCUGAUGGAUACCAAAGAUAUCGUACAAAAAUUGAAUUAUGAUGUCGUCUACGGCGACACAGACAGUUUGAUGAUCAACACGAACUGUUUGGACUACGAUUCCGUCUUCAAAAUCGGUAACGACUUGAAAAGGGAAAUCAAUAAAAAAUACAAACAAAUCGAGCUGGAUAUUGACGGAGUUUUUAGAUAUCUGCUGCUUUUGAAGAAAAAGAAAUAUGCGGCCGUGCUCAUAAGCAGAAACAAGAGCGGAGAGUUUGUAUUUCAGCAAGAACAUAAAGGGUUGGACAUCGUGCGUCGUGAUUGGUCGCAGCUCGCCGCCGAAGCUGGAAAGUUUAUCUUGAGUCAAAUUCUCUCCGAACAAUCUGCAGAUGAAAGACUUGAAAGCAUACAAUCGCAUCUGAACAAACUGAAAGACGAUCUGGUAAAUAACAAAAUUCCACUAUCACUGUUAACAAUUACAAAGCAAUUGACUAAACAUCCAAAUGAGUAUGCGGAUAAACAUUCACAGCCCCACGUCUUAGUAGCCCUGAGACUGAACAGCAAAAACAGUAGAAGAUUCAAGAAAGGGGACAUCGUUCCUUACAUCAUUUGUGAAGACGGUACCGAAAAGUCGGCUACGCAGCGAGCCUACCACAUAGAAGAAUUAAAAAGUAUGGAAAAUCUAAAAAUUGACUACAAAUACUAUCUGGCGCAUCAAUUGCAUCCCGUCAUAUCGAGGAUAUGCGAGCCGAUCGAGGGUAUGGACCCGGCACGUGUAGCGGACUGUCUCGGCCUGGACCCGUCCGGGUACAAACACAUAAUUAAAAAGGAGAACCAGAAUUCAGAGACAUUUGAAAUCGAGAAUGAGCACGAGAAGUACAGGCACUGCAAGGAAUUCACGUUCAUUUGCGUGAAUGAAAAAUGUAAAACGACGAACAAGAUAAGGGAAGCGAUAGUGAAGUUGGAUAAAGAGAGCGUGACGUUUCUGGACAAGUGCCAGAACGAUAAAUGUGCGGUGAGACCUGUAGAAUACUUGGCGUGUAUUCAGAACCAGCUGACGCUGCAGCUGCGGGAAUAUCACAGCACGUACUAUGCUGGCUGGCUGUCUUGCGAGGACCCGGCGUGCGGCCACCGCUCGGCGCGCCUGCCGCAGGCCUUCGCGGGCGGGUACCCGCUGUGCCGCGCCUGCGAGAAAGGCGUCAUGUUCCGAGAGUACACGGAGAAGGACCUGUACUUGCAGAUCAACUUCUUCUUGUAUCUGUUCGACCUGAAUAAACAUUCGAACAAUUCAAAACUUCGACCGAGUCCCCAAAUAACAUCAGCGUUCCUAACCCUCAAGGAUGUAGUGGAAGAUUGGCUGUCCCACUCUGCGUACUCAAUAAUCAACCUCUCAAAACUCUUCAGAUUCUUCUCCCUGGACUCUAAAGCUGGGGACAAGCUGAAGUCUGAACCGAUCGAAAUCGAUAUUCUGCCCGAGACUGAACAAAUAGAUGCUCUGCUGGAAAUGGGCACUUACUAAUUUAACUCCUGCGUCAAUCAUGUAUUUUAUUAUAAAGAUAGCUACUAUAUUUUAAUAAAAUUAAGGAAUUAAAUGUAUUGAAAAG